Molecule: messenger RNA, 802 nt
Organism: Triticum dicoccoides
Lineage: Eukaryota; Viridiplantae; Streptophyta; Magnoliopsida; Poales; Poaceae
Product: cytochrome b561 and DOMON domain-containing protein At5g47530-like
Exons: 1
Coding region: 99-662 (187 amino acids)
Source: RefSeq, a predicted model, not a curated record
UGCAACUCCGGCCAGCUCGAGCUGAGCCGAACUGCCGAAGCCAAGCAACUCCGGCACGAGCAAGACUCCCCGUAGGGCGUGCGCUCUACUACCAUACCAUGGUGCGACUCCUCCUAAUCGUAGCCGCCGCCGUGCUGCUGUCCGCGGCCGGCGCGACGGCCCAGCAGAAGGGCUGCGAGAACGCGACGUUCCCGGCGGGCAGGUCCUUCGAGCGGUGCAACACCCUGCCCGUGCUCGGGGCCAGCUUGUACUGGACGUACCACGCGGCGAACGGCACCGCGGAGCUCGCGUUCCGCGCGACGUCGGGCAGCGCCGGGUGGGUCGCCUGGGGCAUAAACCCCAGCGGCGCCGGCAUGCCCGGCAGCAACGUGUUCGUCGCCUCCCAGAACGCCAGCGGCGUGUCGGUGCUCAUGACCGUCCUGAAGAGCACGGCCCCGGCCCUGGACAACACCACCCUCCAGUUCGACGUGCCGGUGCCGCCCACCGCGGAGUACGCGGCCGGCGCGUACACGAUCUACACGACGGUGGCGCUGCCGGGGAACUCCACGCAGCAGAACACGGUGUGGCAGGCGGGGCCGCUCAGCGGCGGGGCCAUAUUGCCGCACCCGACAUCCGGGCCCAACUUGCAGAGCCUUAUGAGGCUGGACUUUCUCUCCGGCUAGAGCACCCUCGGCGCCGAGGCCGAGGUCACAGCGCACAGUCACCAUAUGUAAUUAUUUGUUAGUGUCAUCGUCAUCAUGUAUAUAAAUAAAUCACACGAUAUAUUUCUUUUUUUUUGCAUCGACACGAUAUAUUUCUUAUG